Molecule: messenger RNA, 453 nt
Organism: Notodromas monacha
Lineage: Eukaryota; Metazoa; Arthropoda; Ostracoda; Podocopida; Cyprididae
Source: the annotation of a GenBank genome assembly
AUGAACUCUCUGAUCUUGUUGCCGUUGUGCUUCGCUGCCUGCAUGGCCAGCGUGUUCCCUGUUGGUCUCCACAAGCAGUACGUGCACCACGAGCACCUCGUGGCACCCGUGGUCCACAAGACUGCCCACGUGGCACGCAGUCAGUACCACAGCCAGGACAACUUCGGGCAGUACAGCUACGGAUACGCCGAGCCCAACGGUGCCAAGAAGGAGACUCGUCAUGCUGACGGCACCGUUGUUGGUUCUUAUUCCGUGUUUUUACGUCCUUCUGAUGAGGACCUGGUUGUUGCGAACCCGGGUGGAAACGUUUUUAUUUUGUACUCUGACGUGUCUGCAUAUUCCUGUUUGCUUGUUCAUGUCGAGGAGGGAAACAUCGAAUGGCAUUUUGAAAUGAAAGCUCAAAAAUAUAUGCUGCAUUUGCUGUUGGAAGAGAAUCAUCGUCAUCAACAAUAA